Molecule: messenger RNA, 2143 nt
Organism: Sphaeramia orbicularis (orbiculate cardinalfish)
Lineage: Eukaryota; Metazoa; Chordata; Actinopteri; Kurtiformes; Apogonidae
Gene: slc46a2
Product: solute carrier family 46 member 2
Exons: 7
Coding region: 137-1477 (446 amino acids)
Biological process (GO): transmembrane transport
Cellular component (GO): membrane
Molecular function (GO): transmembrane transporter activity
Source: RefSeq, a predicted model, not a curated record
UCCACUAAGGUCCAGUCUGGUCCACCCAGGUCCACUCUGGUCCACUCCGGUCCACUCCGGUCCUGUAGCCCGCCUUCCCUCCUCUGUCUCCGGUGUUCUUCCUCUGAUCCGGUCCGGGGUUCGGGUUCCUCCAGUCAUGGCCCUGGUCCACAUGUGCCGGUCUUUCUCCGCGGUCUUCCGCCGGAUAGAGCCGGUCAUCGUGCUGGAGAUGCUGGGCAGUACCCUGUUCGACACCGCCCUGCAGAUGGUGGUCCGGGACCGGUGCGCCAACGCCACGGACCCGGACACGCACACGGUGACGGAGGAGAGCCGGCAGAAGGCCAUGACCGGCUUCUACAUGGUCUACAACCUGGUGGUCCAGCUGACCCCCAUCGUCCCCGCCCUGGCCCUGGCCCGGCUGGGGGACCGCGGCUGGAGGAGAGCCCCGGUGGCGGUGCCCCUGUGCGGGUACCUGCUGUCCAGGGUCAGCCUGCUGCUGGUGGUGGUCUGCAGCCUGCCCCUGGAGCUCAUGUACGGGGGGGCCGUGCUGUUCGGCCUCUGCGGGGGCUUCAGCGCAUACUGGCCCGGGGUGAUGACCCUGGCGACCCUGGCGUCCACGGACACGGACCGAUCCACGAUGAUGAUGAGGGUGGAGCUUCUGUACGGGGGGGCAGGUCUGGUGGGAAGUCUGGUGUCCGGUCAUCUGUUCCUGGUCUACACCUCGUCCCUGGGCCACGGCACCGUCCUCCUCAUCGUCAGUACCUUCAUCAACCUGCUGUGCCUCCUGUUGGCCGCCACGCUGCUGCAGGUGAAACAAAUAUCCACCGUAGACGAGGAUGAGAGCUGUGACCUCAUUCCUGCUCAGACCUCCUCCUCUGCCCCUGUUGAAGCCCCGGUCCAUAUUAACAGGACCGUGGUGGUUUUGCUGUUCGCCGCUGCCCUCCUGUACAACAGUGCAGUGGGCGGAGCCAUCGACAUACUGGGCUCCUUUGUGCUGAAGGAGCCGCUGAACUGGAAUGCCAAGCAGGUGGGUUAUGGGAACGCAGCUGGCUCUGGGAUUUUCCUCACCAGUUUCCUGGGCGUCAUCGUGCUGCGACGCUGCGUCAGUGACUCGGGCCUCAUCCUGAUCGGCAUGUUGUCGUUCGCCUCCGGAAUCUACUUCAUGUCCUUUGUCACAGCGACCUACAUGUUCUACCUCGCUCGAUUGCUCACCCUGUUCGCUCUCAUCCCGAUGCCGACGAUCCGCUCUCUGCUUUCUCAGCAGGUUCCGGCGUCUUCGUGUGGCACCACUCUGACUGGGCUCCAGGUGAUUCUGUGGCUGUCCAGUCUGGCCUACAUCCCCGCCUUCACCUACAUCUACCAGAGCACCCUGGACUGGUGCCCAGGCUUUGUCUUCCUCCUGUCCAGUGUCAUCACAGUCCUGGGGAUGAUUCCCAUCAGCGUCGUCGGCUGCAUGUUGCCUUCGAGGACACGUUACGAACAGAUUCAAGGAGACUGAAGCUGCAUCAUCUGGUAAAAAGGAAGUGGGACAGAAACCAGGCACGUUUGGCCCUGAUUUCACUUCCUGUCAAGUACAAAUGCCACUGUGUACCAGCUGGGACAGCAGACGGAGACGGCAGCACUUUGGACACGUUGCAUUAAACAUUCGGAUUCUUGAAAAAGGGAACAAAACGAUGACAAUAAGCAAGAAAACUGGACUGAAGCUCAAUGUAGCUGGACUCAAAUAGGGGAAAUUUGUCCAAAAUGCUUAAUGUAGCCUGUGUUUCAGACUCAUUUUUGUGUUCCUCGUAAACAUCACCUUAAGCAAAGACACUGUUAACACUCUGAAAAUAUCAUCCGUCUUUAAUGGAGUCUAAUGAGUUAUUUAUUUUAGCACAUAAUAUCAUACAUUAUGGUACUGAACUGUCAUUGGUUAACAUUCUAACAUGUGACCUUAACCCAUAAAGACCCAGCGCUACUUUUGUGAAUAUAGAGAACAUGAAUUUUUGGUCUAUAUUUAACGUUUCGUAAAUGAUUUAACACCAUUUUUUAUAAUAUUAUCCUCCUUAUUUUGCAGUUUUAUCAGUGUAAGUCAUUAACUCACAGAUCAUGUAGAUCACAGGUGUCAAACAUGCGGCCCGGGGGCCAAAUCCGGCCCACCAAAGGGUCUAAUUCGGCCCGCAGG